AUGAGUACUUUAAGUUGGAACUGUCGGGGGCUUGGGAACCACUGCACAGUUCAGGCUCUACGGAGCAACGUGGAGAGAGAAGUUCCCAGCUUAGUUUUCCUUAUGGAGACUAAGAUUCCUAGAAAGCAACAUUAUAAGAUGAAGGAAAUUCAGAAUUCCAUUGGUUUUACCCAAGGUUUAAUUGUCCCUAGUGAGGGUCGGAGUGGGGGUUUAGCUCUUCUUUGGAAACCUGAAACUGUUGUUAACAUCAGGGGGUAUUCGAAGUGGUUUAUUGAUGCUGAGAUCAUUUGUAGCAAUGGGCAAGGGAGCUGGCGCUUCACAGGUUUUUAUGGCCAGCCAGAUACUAGUAAGAGAGAGGAGACUUGGCAAAUUCUUGAGGCAUUCGGACGUAGCAAUACAUUACCUUGGUUGUGUAUUGGGGACUAUAAUGAGAUCCUUAGUAAUUCUAAAAAAUUGGGAGGACAGCCUAGACCGGAGAGACAGAUGGAUAGAUUUCAGGAAGUUGUGGACGUUUUCCAUUUUAGGGAUUUGGGGUAUACAGGUGCAAGAUAUACUUGGCCGAGACAUUUUGAGAAUGGAGAUAGUGUAUGGGCUCGAUUGGAUCGGGCAAUGGCUACUGAGGAGUGGAUGAGAAAGUUUGCUAAUGCUAGAGUGGCCCAUAUAUCAACAGUAGAGUCUGAUCAUUGCAUGCUUUGCCUCCAAUGGGGCCGAGACACCAGGAACAGAAUGAGAACAGGGAAGUUAUUUAGAUUUGAAGCCAUGUGGCUUCGUGAUCCUCGUUGUCCAGAGGUGGUUAGUGAGGCCUGGGAGCGUGGUCUUUCAUUUUCUUUGGGCUCCCCAAUCCACAAUUGCUUGCAAUCUUGUAGGGAGGCUUUGCAACGAUGGAAUAAGGUGGAGUUUGGCCAUGUGGGGCGUCGUAUUUCGGCUUUACAAGCCAAUCUACAACGGUUAGAGCAGCAACCCGAGCUUCAUGGUGAGGAAAUCCGAAGUGUGAGGAAGGAGUUGGGUUCAUGGCUAGACACUGAAAAGGUCAUGUGGCAGCAGCGUUCUAGGAAUAUGUACUUGUUGGCUGGUGAUAGGAACACUCGGUUUUUUCAUGUUAAAGCUUCCAAUAGAAAUUAG
Molecule: messenger RNA, 1122 nt
Organism: Quercus robur (English oak)
Lineage: Eukaryota; Viridiplantae; Streptophyta; Magnoliopsida; Fagales; Fagaceae
Exons: 1
Coding region: 1-1122 (373 amino acids)
Molecular function (GO): catalytic activity
Source: RefSeq, a predicted model, not a curated record